AUGCGUCUACCGAACGGCGAGCGGUUCAGGAGCGAGAGAGACGGGAUGGUUUUUUAUCUCUGCUUCUCCAUCGCGUGGACGAUCGCGAUCGCGAUGGGCGCCGUCGCCGUGAAGGAGGUCGCGCGCACGGCGUGGAGAUUGGUCAAGGUCGCUUCGUCUCUCUUCGCGGUGAUGUUGCCGUGCUUUUGCGUCAUGGCGUCGACGAACGCGCGACGAAUGCGGAUCGGUGCGGACGCGGGGGAGGCGCGAAAAUCGUCCGGGGCGGCGGAUCCGCUCGGGGACGCGCCGAGGGGUCGGAGAAGACUUUGCAUCGUGGGCGCCGGCGCGAGCGGGCUCACGGCGACGCGGCACGCCUUGAGACGCGGUUUUGACGUGACGACGUUCGAGAAAAGCGACUCCGUGGGAGGAGUGUGGGCAUACGGGCACGAUGCGUGUAAAGUCUUUAACAACGUGAUUCAGAACGUGACCAAGCUCACGAAUGUGUUCGCGGAUUACCCGGCCAAGAGAGCGUGGCCGUCGUACCUCGGAUGGCGGCAAACAAUGGAUUACUUGACCGGGUACGCCGCGGCGUUCAGUCUCAACGAGCACAUCGAGCUCAACGCCGAGAUCGUUCGCGUCGAGCGAGAUGAGAAGAGCGGGGAGUUCGAGGUGACGAUCGCGUACCGGGGCGAGUCGGCGACGAUGACGCAUAGGAUUGAACGCUUCGAUUACGUCUGGGUUGCCAGCGGUCAGCUGACGCAAGCGGCGAUGCCUGAGAUUCGUGGUCUGAGCACGUUCACAGGCGACGUCAUGCACUCGAGCGAGUACAAGACCCCGACGCUGUUCGCGGAGAAGAAUGUUCUGGUCGUCGGGCUUGGCUCAGCCAGCGGCUCAGACAUCGCGCAAGAGUUGAGCUGGGUGGCGAGUAGCGUCUCGUUAUCGAUCAGAACCGAGCGCGACGUGUACUCGCGCGGCAUACUCGGAGGUGUCGCGAGCAUGAUGAACCGUGUCGCUUGGAUUCUUCCGGCGUGGUUGGGCGUUUUGGGCUACACGUACCUUGACUGUUACGGAUGGAUUCAUCACUUGCGUAAGGGUGUGACGGACAGUGGCGACUUGCUGUCGCACUUCGCGUUGAAUAAAAUCAAGCGCGUAGACGUGAUCGAACGCGUACACGGGAGCACGGUUUACUUCACUGACGGUACGUGCAGCGUUUACGACGUAAUUAUCUGCGCCACUGGGUACCGUCGCUCGUUUGAUUUCAUGGCAAAAAAUCUUCAGCCGAAUGAAAAAUCUGGACUUUUUGAGGAUUGCAUCUUACCAAGCGAUCCACGAGUGGCUUACGUCUUGUUUGUUCUUCCAUUUGGCUCGCACUGGCAGUUGGCCGAGCUUCAAUCAAUGCUCUUGGCGCGCGUGCACGACGGAACCAUUCCUCUUCCAUCGAGAGAAACGAUGGCCACGCUUGCGGAUUCCUUCAACAUCGUCGGUACGCACGAACACCUCGCCGAGUGGUGGAAACACCGAUACAUCUUCGUAUUGGCGCCGUACAUCUUUCCAAAACUCGCGACACUCUGGAGACGACCGCGCUUGGCAAUGAGAAUACUCUGGUCGCCUUGGGUAGCUCCAUUCGGAGAAUGGGCGAGCGAGAACGACCGCGAUCGAACGUGUUACCGCGACUCGUGGGCUCUCGCAAACGUCACGUGGAGCGGUCAUCGACUGAACAGAUGCAUGUUCUUUCCGUGGUGA
Messenger RNA from Ostreococcus tauri, 1722 nucleotides. RefSeq names its product Flavin monooxygenase-like. The transcript has a single exon. The record is from RefSeq and is a predicted model, not a curated record. Lineage: Eukaryota; Viridiplantae; Chlorophyta; Mamiellophyceae; Mamiellales; Bathycoccaceae. Gene Ontology annotation, molecular function: flavin adenine dinucleotide binding; N,N-dimethylaniline monooxygenase activity; NADP binding. Bases 1 to 1722 code for a protein of 573 amino acids.